This is a messenger RNA of Gilbertella persicaria, 670 nucleotides long. Its product is annotated as Brl1/Brr6 domain-containing protein. The record is from RefSeq and is a predicted model, not a curated record. The coding region runs from base 126 to 488 and encodes 120 amino acids. NCBI's taxonomy places the organism in Eukaryota, Fungi, Mucoromycota, Mucoromycetes, Mucorales, Choanephoraceae. Gene Ontology annotation, cellular component: nuclear envelope; nuclear membrane. Gene Ontology annotation, biological process: nuclear envelope organization; lipid homeostasis. The transcript has 5 exons.
UCUGUCGAUCAGAACAACAUACCAGUGACACCCACAUUAUUCCCUUCAUCAACAGAACAAACAGCUCAUUCUUCCCCAACAUUUAUUUAUCACCAAGCGCCUAUUGAUCAUCUAGGUCAGAUUUUAUGUAUCUAAUCAUACAGUUGACCCUUCUAUUUCGCCAUGAUAUGAAAGUGAAAAUAACGUCUUAUGAGUCAGAUUUAUUGGGUGAACAAAUCUAUUGUCAACAACAAUAUGGUCUAAAUCGUUGUGGACCAGAAACACGUCUUCCAGCUGUGAAUCAUUUGUGUCGAGAAUGGGAACAAUGCAUGCAUCGACCUAUUGCUGUUAGUAAAUCGCAAAUCUUGGCAGAGACACUAGCUGACAUGGCCAAUGCAUUUUCUGAUGGAUUAACACUUAAAACCAUGUCUGAGUAUCAUUUGGUCUGCUGCUUAUGUACUUCGAGGAAACCCAACUACCGCUAUCACUCGUAUUCAAUAAAGACUUGAAUUGACAGAUGAUACCUGGAAAAGAGAAAAGCGACAUGUAUUGGCUUUAUUUCAUACAGUCAUACUAAAUGGAAAUUCGUAGAAGAGGUAUGGAAUUUAUGCAUUUUGAAGCCUUCUAUUCUCACAUACUAACAAGCGAAUAUAAAAAUGUUUAUUUCCAACAACUUGUUCAAUCCGAUAAU